Molecule: messenger RNA, 1163 nt
Organism: Ipomoea nil (Japanese morning glory)
Lineage: Eukaryota; Viridiplantae; Streptophyta; Magnoliopsida; Solanales; Convolvulaceae
Product: meiotic nuclear division protein 1 homolog
Exons: 10
Coding region: 109-855 (248 amino acids)
Biological process (GO): reciprocal meiotic recombination
Cellular component (GO): nucleus
Molecular function (GO): double-stranded DNA binding
Source: RefSeq, a predicted model, not a curated record
AUAGAACUCAUAUUUCUGGAAUCUUCUUGAACACGUUUGCCUGUUUCGCACACGGGCUGCAUUUCAGUUGGAUUAGCUCCGCGACGACUGAGAGACUGGUGAUUAGCUAUGGUAUGCAUUUCUCUCUUCAUCGAAACCCUGGAUUUUCCGUCUCAGAUCACUGAAUUUUCUAUCCUUUCAAAGAAAAGAGGCCUUUCCUUGGAUGAGAAACGAGAGAAAAUGCUGCAAAUCUUUUAUGAAUCACAAAACUUCUUCCUUUUAAAGGAGCUUGAGAAGUUGGGUCCUAAGAAAGGUGUGAUUAGCCAGACUGUAAAAGAUGUUGUCCAAAGUUUGGUGGAUGAUGACCUUGUUUCAAAAGACAAGAUAGGGACUUCUGUAUAUUUUUGGAGCCUUCCUAGCUGUGCUGGGAACCAGUUAAGAAAUGUGUAUAAGAAGCUUGAGGCUGAUCUCCAAUCCAGUAAAAAGCGGCAUGUGGAACUUGUUGAACAAUGUCAGAAUUUGAAGAAAGGACGUGAGGAAUCAGAUGAACGAGAAGAGGCGUUGGAGGAGUUAAAAGCUACUGAACAGAAACACAAGGAGUUAAAGGAAGAAUUGGCACAAUAUGCAGACAAUGACCCAGCUACUGUUGAAACAAUGAGGAAUGCUGUUCAAGUUGCUCAUGCAGCAGCCAACAGAUGGACAGAUAACAUCUUCACACUGAGACAAUGGUGUUCUAAUAACUUUCCUCAGGCCAAAGAGCAACUCAAUCAUCUAUACAGUGAGGUGGGAAUUACAGAUGACUUCGACUAUGUGGAGUUGCCAGCGGCAGUACCUCAUCCUCCUGUUGGAGAUCAGAUAGCAAGUGACUCCGUUUAGGUGGUUCUCAAGAACUUGCUUUAUGUUCAAGCACACUUAUUACAAACGCAAACCACCCUCCCCCAGCUCUUGGGAGUUGAGGCCUCAGCUAAGUAGAGGGCAUGAGUUUCUAUUGCUCCGUAUCUGAUAUGAUAUUGCUACUGAAUGUAUAUGUAUAAACCUUGAUUUAGUCAUUUAAAUCGAUGCCAGUAGAUUAUAGUUAUGCUUUACAGUCAGCAAGACAAGUAUAUUUGUGCUUUUUCAAGUAUAGAAGAAUGAAGUGGACAAAUCACAUUAUUAUUUUUAAAAUACAAUUUCAAUUAGAUGGU